This is a messenger RNA of Scophthalmus maximus (turbot), 3369 nucleotides long. RefSeq names its product SPRY domain-containing protein 3-like. The record is from RefSeq and is a predicted model, not a curated record. NCBI's taxonomy places the organism in Eukaryota, Metazoa, Chordata, Actinopteri, Pleuronectiformes, Scophthalmidae. Gene Ontology annotation, molecular function: protein binding. The coding region runs from base 164 to 1411 and encodes 415 amino acids. The transcript has 11 exons.
AUGGGAGGGCGGGACUUCCGACAGCUCAGGUUGGACAUAAAGUGACAGACCUCACUCCCCGAAAUUGGAAGAAAAACCGAAGGACGACGCGAUACAAGUGUGAAAACAGUAAGGAACCAGUAUGAGACAAAGAGGCUUUGAACGAUUGGAAUGAUUUUCCGACAUGGACGACAUAAACCUUCACUAUCGCUUUCUGAACUGGAGGAGGCGGAUCCGAGAAAUUCGUGAGGUGCGAGCAGUGCGAUACAAGGAGCGGCUCAAAAGGAUGCUGAGAGACGGAGACAUACUCAGGUACCAUGGGAACUCAGAUGAAGUGGGCUGCUUCGUGGCGGCCAGGCCGUUGUCGAGAAGAAAUCGCUAUUUUGAAGUGACCAUCGUGGAUACGGGCGUGAGGGGGAUGAUCGCUGUCGGUCUGGUGCCUCAACUCUACAAACUGGACCAUCAGCCGGGCUGGCUCCCGAAUUCAGUGGCUUUUCAUGCUGAUGAUGGCAAGCUGUAUGAUGGCAACACUAUGGGACAGCAGUUUGGUCCAAAAUGCUGCCGAGGUGACAGAAUCGGCUGUGGAGUAUCCCUGGACUCCAACGAUGGGCAGUUGACAGUGUUUUUUACCAAGAAUGGGAAAGAAGUCGGCAGUGUGGAAAUCCCAGCAUCUCCUGAAGCUCUCCACCCCGCUGUGGGAAUGCAUUCUUUGGGGGAGGAAGUGCUGCUGGACCUGAAUGCUGAGUGGGGGAUGGAGGAGGACGAUGGACAGAUGAUUGUGGACAGUCACGAAGAGGACUGGGGCCGUCUCCAUGAUGUCAAGGUGACCGGCACGCUACUGGAGUACGUGGGGAAAGGGAAGAGCAUCGUGGACGUAGGCUUGGCUCAGGCCCGUCGGCCUCUGAACACACGCUUCCACUACUAUGAACUGGAGAUCACAGAUGCUGGAGAGAAGUGUUACAUCGCCCUGGGUCUGGCACGCAGGGACUACCCUAAGAACAGACAUCCAGGUUGGAGCAGAGGGUCAAUAGCUUAUCAUGCAGACGAUGGAAAGUUGUUCCAGGGCAGCGGGGUCGGGGAUGCGUUCGGACCACGCUGCUUUGAAGGCGACAUUAUGGGCUGUGGGAUCAUGUUUCCACGGGACUUCAACCCUGACGGUGGAGAUGACGUGGAUGACUGGGACCUCGACGUGUUUCCUAAGCCUUGCGAGGUUCAGAAUGACUUGUACGCAAACAAUGAAGAAGAGGAGGAGGAGGAGGGGGGAGAGGGAGAAGAUUUAGAGGGGAGGAAGGUCAUGGUGUUCUUUACCAGAAAUGGAAAGGUGGUGGGCCGAAGAGAAGUGGCCUUACCGCUCGGAGGCUUCUACCCAACUAUCGGCAUGAUGAGCACUGGGGAGAAGGUCAGGGUGGACCUUCACCCCCUCAGUGGCUGAGCAGGGCAGAGGAAAUGAAAACGGUGAAAUGGUGAAAUCGGAGCAAGGAGGAACGACUGAGCUCAGGUACAUUUUGGAGAUUGGACAAUAAAUAAAAUCUCCAGAUCAGCAGGCUCCAAGAUGUUACUUGAAAAUUCACUCCAGUGUAGGAGGAAACUGUGGCCCCCUCGUGCUGUAAGAACUAUUUAACAUGCUGGCUGACUUUUUUUAUCGACAACUAUCAAAAUAAUGUACGUGUGCCUAAUGAAAAAAGUCGUUUUAUAAUGAAAUGAUUUUUAUACUGUAAGACAUUGUUUAAAAAGGCCCGGGUUUUAAAGGGGAAGAAACACUAUUUUGACAAUUUAAUGGCACUCUGUAAAGAAAUAGAGUCUCAUUGGGAUAUUGAAUGUGAAAAUCCAAACAGAGCAGGUUACAGCAAACAAAUAAACCCCAUCUGUCCUUACAAGAGGACAAUCAUCAGCAAAUGUGUAGCACUGCUCUCACAGCCUGCAGCGUCACUGAGCCUGUGACCAGAGCUCUGAGGUAUUUCUUCCUGUAGAUGGUGUUUUACUGACACUCAGUGGUGAGAGGGAAAAGUCCAGAACAGAUCCUGCUCGAGAGGUCGUCCAAAGAAACAGCAGCGCACUGAACUAACGCUGGGUUCACUCUCUGUGAAACUAGCUGCUGUAACGCUUUACUUCUGUACGAGUGUGUGGGCACUUGUUCUGACACAGAGCUAUUCAUUGCAUAUUUAAAAGCAAAUGUGCAAACCACCUGCAUUUAGGGAUUGUGGGGGUAAUUAAAUGUAAAAAAAUAUAUAUGUUUAGAUUAAAUCCAAACCAUCAUUAUGAUCUUUAAUCAUUAUACCGGAUUAUCAGUUUUAAAAAGCAAAGUUUGUAAGUUUGACAAUCAGUUUUUAAAAAAAAUCAGGUAUGACUAGUAUUUGUUUUUAUUGUUAUAGACACUGUGCUGUCAUUAAAAAAUGUAUAACGGUAAUAUUUGUAACAAACAUCUGCACCUAAAAGAUGUCACAGCAAAACCAAAACCAUGUCAGAAAAAAAAACACAACGUAUGUAACUAAUGUCUUAUAUGUUCUCUGAAUAUGGAUAUUAUAACUGACCUUACACACAAACAAUCAAACAAAUAAUACCUCAUAUUCAGUUAAUCAAAGUGAUGGUUUCCUUCUUUGUCUAUGAGAAAUUAGUGCUUCUCCUUUUUCUUUUUUUUAGAAAUUUGACAAAUUAAACAUGACGGAAAUUACACUUUGUAGGUUAGUGUGGUGUUCAAUGUUUUGUCUGUGGAUCAUUCGGGUAUUUGGAUUAAAGUGGAUGCCGAUUGUCACAAGAAGGGAAAAUAAUCAAGAACAGUUUUCUGGAAUAUCGAACCCUGUCAGAACAAGAAAAACUGAUGACUACACAGGGUAAAGUUUAGAGUUGUGGAACAUUUAGAAAUGUUAUCAAAGGUCUGAAUGUUGAAAAUUAAUCCUAACUAAGAUUUGCUGCUCUUAAGUGAUUUAAAUUUAAAAUGACCUUUGUCCUUUCUCAGAUCAUUUUGUGAUUGCUGUAGGUUGAAUCCAGCCAUUGUUUGCACCAAACAGAUUUUUGCCUGUAAUGCUUUAUUUUAUUUUAAUUUGUUAUUACUGUUUGAAACCAGUUAUUGUUUUCCCCAAGGACUCUUCUCAUUUGAAGAUUUUCAGUUUCCCCUGCAACAUUUUUGUGUCAAAGCUGACGUUAAAUGGUAUUAUAUAUACAUUUUAAAAUGUGUCUGAGUCUGUAAUGGUCGUCUGCUGCUGCUGCUACUGUCGCAUUUAGCCCUUCUUUUCAAAAUGAAUCAUGGAUCAAGUUUAAGGUGAUCAGCGUAUCUUUCAGUGCCUCUGCAUCCUGAAUGCUCCCUGUCUUCGAUGUUUUUGUGUCAUAUGGACUUUUCUCUUGAAGCAAUCAGAUCAACAUGCCAAAACUAUUAAAAGAAUAUUCACUGCA